Messenger RNA from Penicillium riverlandense, 813 nucleotides. RefSeq lists its product as uncharacterized. NCBI's taxonomy places the organism in Eukaryota, Fungi, Ascomycota, Eurotiomycetes, Eurotiales, Aspergillaceae. The transcript is spliced from 3 exons. Gene Ontology annotation, molecular function: nucleic acid binding. The record is from RefSeq and is a predicted model, not a curated record. The coding region runs from base 1 to 813 and encodes 270 amino acids.
AUGCUGUCCAACUCUACUGAUCUCCCUACUCCAAUCGCGACACCCACCGCGACACCAACCCCGACACCCACCGCGGAACCCAUCGCGACACCCACCGCGACACCUACUUCCGCCCGCAUUAGCCUAAACACUGGAGAGGUCACCACAGGUACAUCAACCAGCACUAGCCUAUCUACUGGGGCGAGAGCGGGAAUCGGGGUUGGAGCUGCGAUCGGUAUUAUCCUGUUACUUGCUCUUGCGGGUUGGUUUGGUUUCCGACGGAAACAGCGCCAGGGGGCUAGGGCUACUGCCGUUCCUAAACAAGGGUUAGACGAGAGGACCAUUUACGACCUACGGCCAGCUGAAUUACCUGUCGGUCGGGAUAAAGCGUUUACGUAUGAAAGAUCUGAAUUACCGGCUGAUCAGCAGGGGCAUAAAUCAGCGAAAUCAGAACUAGCCUGGAAGAAGGGCGGAUGCUUAAAGGCUCCCCCGGAUACCGUGACAGGGCGAUGGGAGAACCGGAAAGCAUUCGUCCGGGAGCCAUGGCGCCCACCUCCAGAGGUGUUUAUUGACAACCGCGAAACUGCUGUUCAGAAGCACAAAGAGAUCACGUCCCUAGCUGCACGGCUUUUGGUCAUCUACACCGAUGGAAGUGGCUAUGAGGGCCUGAUUGGUGCUGCGAUGAUUGUCGACUUAGACAAUCAGCACCGACUCUCCCAGAUGGGAAUAGACGACAUGUCGACUGUAUACGCCGCAGAACUCCGAGCGAUUGAAAUGGCUCUAGACUACGUCCGGAACACCCAAGAAAUCAACAACGGGGUGGUAAUCUUUUAA